AUGAUGGUGUCUGUUGAGAGGAUAAAGCAGUUUAUAAAUAUUCCAUCGGAACCAGCAUGGAAUAUCAAGGAUCAUCUACCUCCUUCAAAUUGGCCAGGUCAAGGCAGUGUUGAUAUCAAAGAUUUGCAGGUCAGAUAUCGUCCAAACACUCCUCUGGUUCUGAAAGGAAUUACUUUAAGCAUUAGUGGAGGUGAAAAAGUUGGUGUUGUGGGUCGAACUGGUAGCGGAAAGUCAACUUUAAUUCAAGUAUUCUUUAGGCUGGUGGAACCUUCGGAAGGAAAAAUAAUAAUUGACGGUGUUGACAUAUCCUUCUUGGGACUUCACGAUCUUAGAUCACGGUUUGGUAUCAUUCCUCAAGAACCAGUGCUUUUUGAAGGAACUGUGAGAAGCAACAUUGAUCCAAUUGGAGAAUAUACAGAUGAAGAAAUAUGGAAGGGCUUGGAACGUUGUCAACUAAAAGAUGUUGUUGCUGCCAAGCCUGAAAAACUAGACUCUUUAGUGGUGGAUAAUGGAGAGAACUGGAGUGUGGGACAGAGACAGUUACUUUGUCUAGGGAGGGUUAUACUUAAGAAAAGCCGACUUUUGUUCAUGGAUGAGGCAACAGCUUCUGUUGAUUCUCAAACUGAUGGUGUGAUUCAGAAGAUCAUAAGAGAGGAGUUUGCAUUAUGCACCAUCAUCAGCAUUGCUCACAGAAUACCCACAGUCAUGGACUGUGACAGAGUUUUAGUUGUUGAUGCAGGGCGAGCGAAAGAAUAUGAUAAGCCUUCAAAUUUGCUUAAGAAGAAAUCUCUCUUUGGGGCAUUAGUUGAAGAAUAUGCCAACCGCUCCAGUGGACUAUAA
Sphenostylis stenocarpa is the source of this 840-nucleotide messenger RNA. The record is from the annotation of a GenBank genome assembly. Lineage: Eukaryota; Viridiplantae; Streptophyta; Magnoliopsida; Fabales; Fabaceae.